Opisthorchis viverrini is the source of this 390-nucleotide messenger RNA. RefSeq lists its product as hypothetical. The annotation marks the transcript as partial. The record is from RefSeq and is a predicted model, not a curated record. The transcript has 3 exons. NCBI's taxonomy places the organism in Eukaryota, Metazoa, Platyhelminthes, Trematoda, Opisthorchiida, Opisthorchiidae.
AUGCAGCGGUGUUGGACUGGAUUCAUCAUCAUCUUCAGCAUCAUGACAUCAGUGUUCAACACUGAUGCUUCACUGCCGUACAACCAUGAUUUAUUUGAAAGUCUUAUUGUAAAGAAAAGAGUAAAGGUGGACGGGGAAGGCUUGGGCUGGAAAUGCAAUUGCAUUACCAUUUUUACGGAACACUUCGCCAUACAUGUUCCAACUCUCAACCGAGAGGGCCAGAAGACUGUGUUCGUCAGAAUACCCAUAAAUCAACCUGGGUCGCCGAGGUACACAAACCGCCACACCACGGCAAAGUCCAAUCUUUUCGUGACGAUGUUUCACGUUUACGCGUUUGUUGAAUCAUUUGGCGCAAUAUGGCUUACCAAGUUAAUUGUUCAGCUCCAUUCG